AUGGAUCGAUUACCAUGGCAUAUCGUCGACGACACUCUCUUCAGACUGGAUCUCAAAACUCUUGCGAAGAUGCAAUGCACAGAUAAAUCUUUUCGCUCACAUCUAUCCGAAGACUCGUAUUUUAAAUCUGAAUACAAUUCUCGGUUAGGAUCCAGUUUGUUUCACAUCCCUGUCGAGGGCGCUAGAUUGGUCCACUACCUCCCAUUUGUCGGUUCUACGUCACCAAGAGCCCAAGAAACCCUAAAGUUGAGAACCCAGAUUCUAGGCUCUUGCUCUGGCCUUCUCUUACUCUUCGGCCAAGGUCUCUGCGUCGCAAAUCCUUACACUAGGAAGUUUCGGUUCCUGGAUCACUCUAAGUCAAAUCUUUUCCCUAGGAUAACUGAGAGUGGUGAAGCUAUUGAUUGGGAACAAACGAAGUACAUAGGUUUCGCUGUUGAUCAGAUUGAUCGGAGAACUCAGAGAUUCAAAAUUGUCUGCGUAAAAGGUGGAUCUCUUCACUGGUUGAGAAACGACGGCAGCAUCUUGGCGUUCAACCUCGAAACAGAGAAGGCACUGCUGAUUCCAAUAAGAUUUCCCCAAGAACUGAGAGUGAAAACAUUGUUUGCCGCCGCCGAUAAUAAACUGACACUGAUAUGGCCGAGGGAGGAAGUAAUUUACGUUUACUCCCUCGAGAAUAUUCUCACCGAUCCCAAGUGGGUUCUAGUGAGGCAGAUAAGGAACGUAAUGGCGGAGGCAAAGAGACUCAUUUUCUGGGACGUUGUGGCUUACAACGGAAAGGUUUUAUUGUUGAGGGAGAAGAAUCAUGACUUCCCUGACGGAGUGUUUCAUCGGUACGACUUGAGAGCUAAUGAGUGGGGAGUAAUGGGUUAUAUUCCAAUGUGGUGCGGUACAAACAUGGACUUUUAUCUGUAUACACCGUCGGUCUAUUCAUCUGUGAUUGGAUUGGAUGAGAAGCUGAAGCCUUGUGAUGGUUACGACCGCAUCUCCUCUCUAAGCUCGAUUAUGGGAUUGGUGGUUGGAAUCUCAUCGGAGAAAGUGGAAACGCAACUUAGAAAAAGAUCGGUUCAAGAGGAAGAAACUAAAGUAAUGUUAAACAAGCAACGAAAGUACUAA
Messenger RNA from Camelina sativa (false flax), 1113 nucleotides. NCBI's taxonomy places the organism in Eukaryota, Viridiplantae, Streptophyta, Magnoliopsida, Brassicales, Brassicaceae. The record is from RefSeq and is a predicted model, not a curated record.